Vigna umbellata (rice bean) is the source of this 2415-nucleotide messenger RNA. RefSeq names its product P-loop containing nucleoside triphosphate hydrolases superfamily protein. Lineage: Eukaryota; Viridiplantae; Streptophyta; Magnoliopsida; Fabales; Fabaceae. Gene Ontology annotation, molecular function: ATP hydrolysis activity; ATP binding. The record is from RefSeq and is a predicted model, not a curated record.
UUACACACUCUUUUCAGAAAGGUUGUUAUUGCUCUGCCAAGGAAAAAGAAGUGAUGGAGGAAGUGAAGGAGAAAAAUUGGAGAAUGGAAGCGGAAGAGAAUCUGCAGAGGUUGCAAUCUCUUCUGUUGGGUGCGGAACACGCUCUAGCAAACAAGGACUUCGCCUCCGCUUACGUCCUCGCGCUUCGUCUUCUCGGCUUCCUCGACGUGAAGUCCCACUCUGACGCUGUCGAUGAGGCCUUCCUUCAACCGACUCGUCGCGACGCACUCUCCAAGCUCCACACCGCUCGCAGAUCCCUCACCCCUCAAUCUGAUCGGCAAGCUUUUGAGCAAGCAAAGAAAUCUCCAGGAUACAUUUUUGGCACAACAGGAGAUAUUGACAUUGAGAAGAUUCGGAAUUCAAAGUACUUCCGUGCUCUUGUCAACCAAUCUAAAGAAAAAGAUGCGUAUAAAUUGGUUGAUCACCCGGGGAAACAGGGCAAAACGGGCAGCAAAGCCUCGAAGCAAAUGGUGCAAACGAAGUUAUCAUCCAUGUAUGGGAAAAGCAGUUUGUGGACUAGCAACUGUUCCCAGAGUUCUUUGAACAUGAAAAAGUACAGUUCUGAGGAUUGCAGGAUUCUUGGUAGGCCUCAAUCUCAAGCCAGCCAUACAAAGGGUCCUGGUGUCUCUUCUAUCUUUCAAGUUGAAGGAGAAGAAAGAGCUUUUGGAAACACAUUCUCAACCAAACGUGUACACGUGGAAACUAAUAAUCUCAGAGUUGGAUACUUGAAGUCACCUUCAAAUAAGGACGAAGUUCACCCUGAUGUUUGUGGCAAAGGGUUUAUUACUGCUAGAGCAAAACUGGAAAUUGAAGAAAAGCAGAAGCGAGGAGCAGGUGGUUCACCCUGUAACUCUGUCUCACCGCAGUGUGAUAACAGUCCUGCCAACAGGUUACAUGGUGGGAGAUCAUAUAGUAUUUCACGACGUGGUUUCCGUAGUAAUUUUGUUCCCCCUAUAAAAUCCAAUGGGAAUAAUGCUGGAAAUAUGAGUGCANCACGACGUGGUUUCCGUAGUAAUUUUGUUCCCCCUAUAAAAUCCAAUGGGAAUAAUGCUGGAAAUAUGAGUGCACGAAAUGCUGGAAAAUGUGAUGAUUCUUUAGAUGAAUCUACAAGGAAAUGUUUGGAAAUCCUGUGUGGUCCUGAUGGUGAGCUUCCAGAGAAAUUGAGGAAUUUGGAACCUCGCCUCAUUGAACAUGUUAGUAACGAGAUCAUGGAUAAAGAUCCCAAUGUCCGGUGGGAUGAUAUUGCUGGAUUGGAGCAUGCCAAGAAAUGUAUUGAUGAGAUGGUAAUAUAUCCUUUGCAACGUCCUGACAUAUUCAUGGGCUGCCGUUCACCUGGGAGGGGUCUUCUUUUGUUUGGUCCACCAGGAACCGGUAAAACAAUGAUAGGAAAAGCCAUAGCAGGGGAGGCGAAGGCAACCUUCUUUUACAUAUCUGCAAGUUCGUUGACUAGCAAGUGGAUUGGUGAAGGUGAAAAGCUAGUGAGAGCCCUUUUUGGAGUUGCCAGUUGCCGUCAGCCUGCUGUAAUUUUUGUUGAUGAAAUAGAUUCUCUCCUGUCUCAGCGUAAAUCAGACGGUGAGCAUGAAUCCAGUAGACGUCUAAAGACACAGUUUCUCAUUGAAAUGGAAGGCUUUGACAGUGGUAGCGAGCAAAUUCUGCUUAUAGGGGCAACGAAUCGUCCCCAGGAGCUUGAUGAAGCAGCACGAAGGAGACUUACUAAAAGGCUUUAUAUUCCCCUACCAUCCUCAGAAGCAAGAGCUUGGAUUGUACGUAACCUUCUACAGAAAGAUGGACUAUUCAAUCUUUCAAACGAGGAAAUGGAUAUCAUAUGCAUCUUAACGGAAGGUUAUUCAGGAUCAGACAUGAAAAACUUAGUGAAGGAUGCUUCUAUGGGACCCCUAAGAGAGGCUUUAAAACAAGGCAUAGAAAUUACAAAGUUGAAAAAGGAGGAUAUGCGAGGAGUAACUCUUCAGGACUUCGAGAACUCCCUCAGAGAGGUGAGGCCUUCUGUUUCCCCAAAUGAACUUGGGACGUAUGAUCAAUGGAACAAGCAAUUCGGAAGCUUAUCAUUGUAGUGGCAUGUUUCAUCACUGUAUGUAUGGUGACAAAUAUCACAGACUAGUCAGAGAUGGUAGCAACUACCUAGAUAGACCUGUACCUUAAUGCUUGCGCUAUGGUAAACUUUAUGUUAAUCUAAUUACACUGCUUGCACAACCCAUUGCCUGUAAAAUUCCACUGGCGCAAGAAGUGGCAUGCUGACCACCUUUUAAGAUUUAAUAUUUCAAGCUCCACAGCAUGUUUUGCAGGGCCUUUUCUUUGUGAUGGUGAUUACAAACAUGUUCAAUGAGCCAGGAUUAGCUAAUAGGUUCUUAUUUUUCA